Lecanosticta acicola is the source of this 537-nucleotide messenger RNA. The record is from the annotation of a GenBank genome assembly. NCBI's taxonomy places the organism in Eukaryota, Fungi, Ascomycota, Dothideomycetes, Mycosphaerellales, Mycosphaerellaceae.
AUGCCUCCCUACCCCACCAAGCCCGAGAUCGAAGAGCUGUGCUCAGCAUUGGCGACCUCCGACACCUCGCCCUUCUUCUCGCGUGUCUCUCCCAAUGUCACCUGGGAUGUCAUGGGGACACAUCCCGCCGCGGGACACUUUACCACGCUGCAGGCGUGGAAGGAUGGUGCGCUUGGAGCAGUGCAGACAGCUCUCGACGGCCCACUUGCCCUCAAGCCCACCAACGUGUGCGGCGGAGGAGAGCAGGAAUGGGCGGCAGUCGAACUCGAAGCCAAUGCAACGUGCAAGAAUGGUACGUCCAUGCCCUUCUGCUCACCAGGACCAAGCGCGCAGAAUGGCACCAGACUCCGAUGCUGUGUGGCGUGUCCUUGCCAUUCCUACCCGGCGACGGCGUGCGAUUGACCGUGUCUGCUAGGCAUGCCCUACAACCAGCGAUAUGUCUGGAUGCUCCGCUUCGACAAGUCUGGUACGAUUGUCCAGGCAAGGGCCUACUUGGACUCAGCGCUGGUGCAAAAGGCAAUGGUCUCAAACCCUUGA